Molecule: messenger RNA, 1035 nt
Organism: Lycium ferocissimum
Lineage: Eukaryota; Viridiplantae; Streptophyta; Magnoliopsida; Solanales; Solanaceae
Product: F-box/FBD/LRR-repeat protein At1g13570-like
Exons: 5
Coding region: 1-1035 (344 amino acids)
Source: RefSeq, a predicted model, not a curated record
AUGGAGAAAAACUUCUUGUUUUUUGUUUUACUGAUUGUCGUUGGCGAAUCUUGUUUCAUGAUGCUUCCUAAUACCAAAAAACAUGCUUGUCAAAGUGCAGGACCAAUUUCUAAGUUUAUCCUCUCCCUUAUUCUUGAAGAUUUUCCUGAGAUUGACAGGUUGAUAUAUUUCCUCUCAAAGAAAGACGUUCAGCAUCUUGAUCUUAGAUUGCUCGUGUCUAACAACCAAUACAACUUGCCUUCUUCAAUUUUCACAUGUUUGCAAUUGAGAUAUCUGUCUCUCCAUGGUUGUUCAAUACAGCUUGCUCCACCAACCUUCAAAGGAUUUGACAUGUUAAAUAGCCUCGAAUUACAUAGCGUCACAAUUUCUUCCGAAAUUCUUGAAAGCUUAAUCUCUAGUUGCCCAUUGCUCGAACAAUUGUUGUUGCGUGAUAUUAUUUACAGCGGUGUCAUUGAAAUUAAUGCUCCCAAGCUGAGAUCCUUCGACUUCGUCGAAAAUAUAGGAUCUGUAUGUUUAAAAAGUGUCCCUCGUCUUGCUAAAUUUUCACUCUGGCAUACGAAAUAUCAUGUGGGGAUAGGAAAUUGUUUUAAGUCGUUCUCCAGUCUUGAAUAUCUCGAGUUGAAUGCUUGUUGUCUUAAGUUCGUGGCUGCAGUAACAGGUGAAGUACCAACAAGGCUCCCUUUUGAUCUUAAUUCUGUCAAACAUCUGUGCCUAAAGGAGAUUAAUCUGGAAGAAUUGGAUGAGGAUGCUGAUUACAAUGGUGAUUCUCAAGCACUAGAAUGUCUUGAAGUGGAAGCUUUCUCAGAUGUAACAUUUAAUCACCUCAGGAAAGUUCAUCUAUUUCGUACUGUUGGCUCAAACCCUGAGAUGCAGCUUAUCAAGCUUCUAUUGGCCAAGCCCCCCAUGUUGAAGGAAAUGCUAAUCUUCCCCUUGAACGUAGAUGACGAUUUCAAUCGAAUCGAGUUUCCCAUUAUGAUAAACUCGUUUCGGCGUGCAUCGCCUGAAGUAGAAGUUAUUUAUGCUAAUUAUGGGUGA